AGAGGUGAGGACCGAGGAGAAGAAGCCUCAACCUCCUCUGCUCCAUCUUCCUCUCUCUGAGGACAUGCGUGGUCAUCUGCUGCAAUCCAUAGAGCUCCUAUUUAUAGCAAGUUCCUGAGAGGCAGGGGUGUACAAAAAAAGAGUCGUUUCUGUUGCGAAGCUGCUUCUUGUUCUGUACGGUCCGUCCGAGAAUAUUGCUGAGAAGCUCACAUGGAAGGCGCAGCAGAUGUGGAGAGGCCACUCAUUCAUGAUCAUGAUCAUGAUCAUCCCCAGGACGAAUGUUCAAAAUACACAAGCGAUGGAACUCUCGACAUCAACAACCAGCCUGCUCUGAAGCAGAGCACGGGCAACUGGAGAGCUUGCUUCUUCAUCCUAGGCACCGAGUUCAGCGAGUGUCUGUGCUUCUUCGCCGUGGCUCGGAACCUGGUCACGUACCUGACGACGACGCUCCACGAGAGCAACGUCGGCGCCGCCAGGAACGUGUCCACAUGGAUCGGGACCUGCUUCCUGACGCCGCUCGUCGGGGCUUUCUUGGCCGACGCGCAUUGGGGCAGGUACUCCACCAUCGUCGUCUUCCUCUCCGUUUACCUCCUGGGCAUGCUGAUCAUGACACUAUCGGCAUCGCUUCCACUGUUCCAGCCUUCUUCUUCUCCCAACGCCAGCGGCAUCCAUGGUUUCGCGGUGUACAUGGGGCUCUACCUCGUGGCGCUCGGCACGGGCGGCAUCAAGCCCUGCAGCUCGGCGCUCGGCGCGGACCAAUUCGACGGCGCUGACCCGGCGGAAUUGGUCACCAAGGGCUCCUUCUUCAACUGGUACUACUUCGCCAUCAACAUCGGCUCGCUGCUGUCCGCCACGGCCAUCGUCUGGAUCCAGGACAACGUCGGGUGGAGCGUCGGCUUCGGCAUCCCAAUGCUGGUCAUGGCGCUCGGGCUCGCCGUCUUCGUCGCCGGCAGGAACUUCUACCGCUACAAGCGGCGGCCGCCGGGACACUGCAGCAGCCCGCUGACAAGGGUCGCCCAGGUGGUCGUUGCCGCCGUCCGGAAUUGCCGGCUCGAGCUCCCCGAUGAUCCAUCCGCCUUGCACGAGCUGUUAUUACCUUCUUCUUCUUCACUCGGUAGUACUACUAAAGAAGAAGAAGAAGGGGAUUACUGCAGGAUUGCGCAUACGAGCCAGUUCAGGUUCUUGGACAAGGCCGCCAUUGUAGAGGAGAACAAGAAGGGGAAGAAGAAGAAGGCGGGCCCGUGGAAGCAGUGCAGGGUGUCGCAGGUGGAGGAGCUGAAGAUGCUGCUGCGGAUGUCGCCGGUGUGGGCGUCGCUGCUGCUCUUCUUCGCGGCCACGGCGCAGAUGUCGUCCACGCUGAUCGAGCAAGGCAUGGCCAUGGACACCCGCGUCUUCGGCUUCACCGUGCCGCCCGCGUCGCUCUCCACCUUCGACAUCGCCAGCGUGCUGCUCUGGGUGCCGCUCUACGACGCCCUGCUGGUGCCGCUGGCCCGGCGCCUGACAGGCGAGAGCAGGGGGUUCACGCAGCGGCAGCGGAUCGGGGCCGGGCUCGCGCUGUCGGCGCUCGCCAUGGCGUACGCGGCGCAUGUCGAGGCGUGGCGGCUCUCGAUGGCGGCGGCGGCGGCGCGGGAGACGGAGGGGAAGAAGAGGGUGGGGAUCAUGUGGCAGGCGCCGUGCUACUUCGUGAUGGGCGCGGCGGAGGUGUUCGCCAGCAUCGGCAUGCUCGAGUACUUCUACGACCAGUCGCCCGAGGGCAUGAAGAGCCUCGGCACCGCGCUCGCGCAGCUCGCCAUUGCCGGCGGGAACUAUCUGAACUCUGGGUUGCUCGGCGCCGUCGCGUCGGCCACCGGGUGGAUCACGGACGACCUUGAUGAGGGACACCUGGAUUACUUCUUCUGGUUCAUGGCUGCUCUUGGCGUCGCCAACCUGUUGCAGUUCGUCUACUGCUCCACUAGACACAAAGGCUGAAGAUAGACAAUUACUCCGUAUUAGACUCUCUUUUAUUUUUUUGCGAAAAUCAGUAUUAGACUUUUCGUGUGGCCAGUUUACUGUGGAUUGGAAUUUGUAGUUGAUGUGCAUUUGGUCAUUUGGAAUAGACUAAUAGAGGAGAAGAAUUCCGAUUUUUUUUACUUUUGUGAUGAGAUAAGAUAUUAGACGUGAGA
Messenger RNA from Brachypodium distachyon (stiff brome), 2162 nucleotides. RefSeq names its product protein NRT1/ PTR FAMILY 8.3. Bases 211 to 1968 code for a protein of 585 amino acids. Gene Ontology annotation, cellular component: membrane. Gene Ontology annotation, biological process: oligopeptide transport; transmembrane transport. The transcript is spliced from 4 exons. NCBI's taxonomy places the organism in Eukaryota, Viridiplantae, Streptophyta, Magnoliopsida, Poales, Poaceae. Gene Ontology annotation, molecular function: transmembrane transporter activity. The record is from RefSeq and is a predicted model, not a curated record.